AUGCUGAUACGUCUACAGAAAUUCAAUUAUGAACUGAAUUACGAACGAGUUAAACGCAUGUUUUUGGCGGCCACGUUGUCACGGGCCACACUCCCCGGCACAGGACAAGAACAAAAGCUGGAUUCCAUGAAUGUUGCAUUGGCAGUGACACAGUUCGAGAUGUCUCACAUACGAAUUGCAACUAUUGACGAUCCGAGCAUGCAAGAACUCAAAGGUGUUAUCACUCAUGGUUGA
Molecule: messenger RNA, 234 nt
Organism: Echinostoma caproni
Lineage: Eukaryota; Metazoa; Platyhelminthes; Trematoda; Plagiorchiida; Echinostomatidae
Source: the annotation of a GenBank genome assembly